Molecule: messenger RNA, 2678 nt
Organism: Zootoca vivipara (common lizard)
Lineage: Eukaryota; Metazoa; Chordata; Lepidosauria; Squamata; Lacertidae
Source: RefSeq, a predicted model, not a curated record
UUGAUCAUUAUUCCUUUACCUCAGUUUUUUCAGCUCAUCAAAAUGGGGCAGAGAUGGGGGCAUCUGUAAGGCACUUAGUUUACUCCAGAGCCUAUACUUGGGUAAUAUUAGCAGCAAGGGUGCCAAAAGAGGGUGGGACUGAAUGUGGCCAGGGUAGAACGGGGAAUCCCCAUAAACAUACAUUUUCCGAUUUCUCCCCUCCCUGUUGACUUUACUCAACUACCAUUUCUGGUUUGUUACAUCAAAUGAUACAUUCUGCUGUUUGUAUACUGUAGUAUGUUGUCACAUUGUUAAACUUCUUAUUCUCUGUAAAUAAAGUUGUAAAUGUUUAUUUAAAUCCAGCCAUUGAAUUGUGCUGCUCAGAAACUGAAGGUCUGUUGAGUUAUGUCAGAAUGAGGGAGGGAGGGAGCCUCCCUGGGCAGAGGCAGUCUACCUGAGGGAAGGGGAGCGGUUGCUUGGUUGCUUGGUUUUAUUCUCAUUCUCAUUGUGUAUUUUGUGUUUUUAUGUUGUGAACCACCCUGAGAUCUGCCAGGUGAAGGGCAGUAUAGAAAUUAGGAGACACCCUCCUUUGAAUUGGCUUGCACUUCCAUCCCGCGAAGUGCCCAGAUCCUGGCUUGCUAGUUUUCAUAGCCAUGGCAACGGAAGAGAAGAAGCCAGAUUCAGAAUCAACCAAAACACAAUCAACACCCUCCUCUUCAACCAAUCAGAGCAAGCCUGCCCCUGUAAAACCAAACUAUGCCCUGAAGUUCACACUGGCAGGACACACAAAAGCUGUCUCAUCAGUGAAAUUCAGUCCCAAUGGGGAGUGGCUGGCCAGUUCUUCGGCUGAUAAGCUUAUAAAAAUCUGGGGUGCCUAUGACGGCAAAUUUGAGAAAACCAUAUCUGGCCACAAGCUGGGAAUCUCUGAUGUUGCUUGGUCAUCUGAUUCAAACCUUCUUGUAUCUGCUUCAGAUGACAAAACUCUCAAAAUUUGGGACGUGAGCUCGGGGAAAUGCUUGAAAACCCUGAAGGGGCACAGCAACUAUGUCUUCUGCUGCAAUUUCAACCCACAGUCCAACCUCAUUGUCUCAGGAUCGUUUGAUGAGAGUGUGAGGAUAUGGGACGUCAAAACCGGGAAGUGCCUAAAAACCCUGCCAGCCCAUUCUGACCCGGUUUCAGCGGUGCAUUUUAACCGUGAUGGCUCCCUGAUAGUGUCCAGCAGCUAUGAUGGCCUCUGCCGAAUCUGGGAUACAGCAUCAGGACAGUGUUUGAAAACACUGAUUGAUGAUGACAAUCCUCCUGUGUCUUUUGUGAAGUUCUCUCCCAAUGGCAAAUAUAUUCUAGCGGCAACGUUGGACAACACUCUUAAGCUUUGGGACUACAGCAAAGGAAAGUGCCUAAAGACCUACACAGGCCACAAGAACGAGAAGUACUGCAUCUUUGCCAACUUCUCCGUUACUGGUGGAAAGUGGAUCGUGUCUGGUUCAGAGGACAACCUGGUUUACAUUUGGAACCUCCAAACAAAAGAAAUUGUACAGAAGCUGCAAGGGCAUACAGAUGUUGUGAUCUCUACAGCUUGCCAUCCAACGGAGAACAUCAUUGCCUCAGCAGCUCUAGAAAACGACAAAACAAUUAAACUUUGGAAGAGUGACUGUUAAAAUGCUUUCAGCAUCACUUCAGAGACUGCUGGGGGGGUGUCUGGAAAACAUGGGGGUAUUUUGUGUUUGUGUUUUUUGAAGACCCAUUUGCCAGGAAACAAAGCAACCUUUGAGAAGAUGAUGUCUCCUAGUCUUUGCCCAAAGAACUUCUCUCUUUGGCUUGUCUCCAAACUGGGCAAAUAUAGUUUUUUUUGUUGGGGGGGGGGGGAAUAAUAAAAAGGUUCUGUUCUGUUUGAAUUGGUGGCUUUUCCUACUGGGAAGCCAUUAACUAUUCUCUCCUUGGAGAAUAAGAUGGCAUCCUCAUUCCUUGGAGGGAACUCUUGUCUCCUAAUAGCAACCACCGCCAAGUCAUAAACUUACAAAGAAUCUGGAUAUGUUAACAUUUUUUAAAGAAAAAGAAAAAAGAUCCAGGCAGGUAGGCCCUAGUACAUAAAACUUUAAAUAGAAGAGCCAUGGUGGCUCAUUACUAAAGGCAAAUUUUCCAAUUUUAGUAUAUGUGCUGCCGAAGCGAGCACACUAAAGGCAAUUUUUUUAACGUGACCAAACAAGUGUUCUUUUGCCUUGCGCCUAUUCUCAUUUCCCACCCAUCCAAGUUUCCAGAACCUGUGACUAAAUCACCCUUUCUUUGUCCUUCUGUGUAAUGCACCCUGUUCAUCAUGCUCUCCGAUAGAUGCUACUUGACAGUAAAAGUCUAUUCACGCUUUUCACCCCACCCCAAAUUAUCUGUUCAACCUCUGUCCUCCAAAGUCUUUGCUUGUGGCUUUUUGUUUGUUUUUACUUUAAAAAAAUAUUCUGACAAAUUUCACAAACUCUGUACAGUUAUUUCAGUGUAAAAAAACAAAACGAAAACACUUUUUUUAUCUUGGAAACCUCACUGUAUGAGCUUGUAUUUGCUAAUGCUAUGGCUUUAUUCUAUCCCCCUCCUUCCACAUUGGUAUAUUCCUUUUCUACCCUUUCUUCCCUCUCCUCUGCGCUUAUCAAUAUUUUACACAUCAAACCUGGUUACCAUAUGCACAAUAAAAAGGUGGGCUUUUUUGUGAA